Messenger RNA from Pseudomassariella vexata, 1218 nucleotides. RefSeq lists its product as uncharacterized. Bases 1 to 1218 code for a protein of 405 amino acids. The record is from RefSeq and is a predicted model, not a curated record. Gene Ontology annotation, cellular component: methionyl glutamyl tRNA synthetase complex. The transcript has a single exon. NCBI's taxonomy places the organism in Eukaryota, Fungi, Ascomycota, Sordariomycetes, Amphisphaeriales, Pseudomassariaceae. Gene Ontology annotation, molecular function: tRNA binding.
AUGGCUGCCAUCUCGUCCCAGAAGUACUCGUCGAUCGAGGAGACCGAGAUCCAGCAAUGGAUCACCACCUCGGACCGCCUCAAGUCCUCGCCCGCUGACUCGUCUAUUCUGGAAGCGCUGAACUCUCACCUCUCCACCCGAACAACCCUACUCGGUACCAAGCCAUCCAAGGCUGAUAUCUCAAUUUACGAGACCCUCGCACCUGUUGUCGCAAAAUGGACCUCCGAGCAGCGAACGGGCCAGCAAGGCCACCCUUACAUUGUGCGCCAUCUCGACUUCGUCCAGAACUCGGCCGUCUUCGGCCUCGAUGUCAAGGAUACCGAGAAGAUUAAGGUCGACUCGGAGGAGAUUCUCUACGUCACCCCGCCCGUCGAUGCGAAAGCCGAGAAGGAGCGGUUGAAGAAGGAAAAGGCUGCUGCAGCCGCAGCAGCGGCUGGAGGAAGUGGUGCUGAUGCCACGCUGGCUGACCGCACCAAGGCGGCCGCUGAGACGGUCAUGAAGAAGGCAGUUGAUGCUAAGGAUGCCGUCGUCGCAGCUGGUGGGGCCGGCGGCGAGGCAAAGCCAAAGAAAGAGAAGAAGGAGAAGGCCCCCAAGCAACCCAAACCCCCUGCCGCCACGGCUGCGGCACCGACGCCUGCCCUUAUUGAUCUCAGGGUUGGCCACAUAUUGAAGGCUAUCAAGCACCCCGAAGCCGACAGCUUGUAUGUAUCUACCGUUGCCAUGGGUGACAAGGAGGUUACGGAGGAUUACACCGAGUACGAGGGCCAGAUCUGCCGUACCGUCUGCUCAGGGCUCAAUGGACUGAUCCCAUUGGAGGAGAUGCAAGGACGCAAAGUCGUCGUGGUCGCCAACUUGAAGCCCGUGAAGAUGCGCGGUGUCAAGUCCUGCGCCAUGGUCUUGGCUGCAUCGCCGAAACUGAAGGAGGGUGAGGUUGACGACCACAAGGGUCCGAUUGAACUGGUUUCACCUCCCGCCGACGCGAAAGCAGGCGAGCGAGUCAACUUCGAGGGAUGGGAAGGCGAGCCCGAGGGUGUCCUCAACCCUAAGAAGAAGGUCUGGGAAAUGUUCCAGCCUGGUUUCACCACAAACGACUCGUUCGAAGUUGUCUUUGAUGCAGGUGAGGUUAAGGAGACGGGCAAGCAAGGCUUGGGCAAGCUUGUCACCAAGAGCGGGGGGCAUUGCAUUGUGAAGUCGUUGAAGGGAGCUACUGUGCGAUAA